Trematosphaeria pertusa is the source of this 525-nucleotide messenger RNA. RefSeq lists its product as uncharacterized. The coding region runs from base 1 to 525 and encodes 174 amino acids. Gene Ontology annotation, biological process: proteolysis. The record is from RefSeq and is a predicted model, not a curated record. Gene Ontology annotation, molecular function: serine-type endopeptidase activity. The transcript has 3 exons. NCBI's taxonomy places the organism in Eukaryota, Fungi, Ascomycota, Dothideomycetes, Pleosporales, Trematosphaeriaceae.
AUGAAGCUGCCGAGUUAUGGGUUUGAGCCUUCCCUCGGGCAAGGCCAGGCCAUCUAUGUCCUCGAUUCUGAAUAUCGCAAAUCUCACGAGGAGUUUGAUACGUCGACGCGACAGGCGGCGUUCCAAUUUGUGUUCGAUGAUGUCGCUCGUCAAAGGCAGAAUAACUAUGAUCCCAACACAAGGUUAAUUGUCAAUAUGUUCUAUGGGCAUACUAGCAAAAUCGCAAUUACGGAGCGUGCACUCGCGAGAUGCAAAGCCAUGGACAUUACCAUCGUUGUUGCGGCAGGCAACGAGGGCACAUUACAUAUGCUAGAUGAGCUUGUACCCCAAGCAUCCGGAGCAGACAGCAUUUUUAGUAUGAUCACUGUUGGUGGCGUGAAUAAGGAAGGGAAGUACUACAGGGCCACUGUUAAUAGCCGAGGCCAGGGUGCAGGCGGCGAGGUCAACUUAUACGCCGGCGCUGCGGACGCUACAGCUUUACGGUCAGGUUACCCGAUUUAUUCGGGAUCGAUGGACUCGAAGUGA